Messenger RNA from Penicillium digitatum Pd1, 1188 nucleotides. Its product is annotated as Glycosyltransferase, DXD sugar-binding region. NCBI's taxonomy places the organism in Eukaryota, Fungi, Ascomycota, Eurotiomycetes, Eurotiales, Aspergillaceae. The record is from RefSeq and is a predicted model, not a curated record. Gene Ontology annotation, molecular function: alpha-1,6-mannosyltransferase activity. Gene Ontology annotation, cellular component: mannan polymerase complex. Gene Ontology annotation, biological process: protein N-linked glycosylation.
AUGACUUUGAUGUGGUUCCUCUUUGGUCAUCUUCCAGAUCCUCCGUCCACCCAGAACAAUACUCGUGCAGACCGACCACCCCCAGAGCGUCAAGUAGCGGACACGCCACGAUUUCUCUAUCGCUCUCCCUUUCGAACCAAUCCAGAUGUUGAAUAUGAAAAGCAGCUGUCAAAUGCCCUGGAGAAAGUUGAAAAUGCCGUAUUAGAAAGCCAGGAAAACAACCAACCCGAAGAUAGAAUCUGGCAGAUUGCGAAAGAUGAAAAGCACAGGGGAGACGACUCAAGGAUCUUCCAAGGGAAAAAUAAGGAGUGGAAAUACACGUUAGUCACUGAUACAAAGGCCAUCGCGUUCGUGACCAAGGAGCUAUCUGCCAUUCCCGAAAUCGCAGCCACAUACAACUCCUACCCUCGCAAUGUCCUCCGAGCAGAUCUCCUCAGGUACCUGCUUCUCUGGUACUACGGAGGGUUCUACGCAGAUAUCGAUGUCUUCCCGGCUCAGACCAUCAAGACCUGCCCAGCACUAGAACCCUUCUUCGCAGCCGCCCCUGACGAAUACACCCAACGCAGCAACCCCGAUGUGUCCCUCGUGGUUGGAAUUGAAGUCGACGAGCCAUACGCUUCACGACAAUUCAUGCACGACUGGCACUGGACAAGGAGCUACGGGCUGAUCCAGUACACCAUGUAUGCACCGCGACGUUUCAGCCCGCUGCUCCGCGAGACCAUUGUGCGGGUCUUGGCACAUACCAGACACUACAAACGUGGUCACAGCAGCUUUUUCCCCAAUCUGGCGUAUGACGAGAAGACUAUCUUAGGGGUUACAGGACCCGAUGUCUUCACCGAUGCAAUUCUUGACAAGCUUUCUUCCUCGCUUCCUUUGACACAUCCGUUCGUUCAGCAAUCUGUCGACGCAGAUGUGGAGAUAGGGGAUCUUCUCUCUCCUGAACUCGGGGAGUUGAAGGAACGGGUAACGUGGGCUCCGUUUCAUCAACUCCGGGAUCCUGUCUGCAUCCAGGCUGGCGAGGCUGCCCCGAAUGAAUCUAUGGGUGGACUGUGUAUAUUGCCCAUCAGUGUAUGGGGGAAUGGGCAGAGACAUAGUCAGGCGGGAGGGUUUAAUCACCCUAAUGCUUGUGUCAAUCAUCGAUUUGGGCGGACAUGGAAGAAGGGGUGGUGGGAGUAUAUUUUUGGGUGA